This is a messenger RNA of Microplitis mediator, 2077 nucleotides long. RefSeq lists its product as uncharacterized. The coding region runs from base 448 to 1785 and encodes 445 amino acids. The record is from RefSeq and is a predicted model, not a curated record. The transcript is spliced from 8 exons. NCBI's taxonomy places the organism in Eukaryota, Metazoa, Arthropoda, Insecta, Hymenoptera, Braconidae.
AGGUGGAAGGAAGCAGCCUUCGAGUGCCUUCGAAUCACCCAGACCGAGUCCACGCUCUCAGGUGUACGUACGCAAACUAAAUUGUUAAACAUAACGCAAUUUUAUAACUUUUAUCCAGUAUUCAUUUAUUCAUUCGCGUGUUUUUACAAUUAUUACAUUACUCUAUAUCAGUACCGUUUAUCGUCCUUGACCCUUUUACAGAGUUUUCAUCAACAAGUCGCCAAAAACAUCCGCUAGUACGUCUUAUCGGUGUGAAAAUCCGCGGGUCAUGAUGAUAACAUCAACAAACGAUGGAAAUGUGACGUGAUAAUCGAAAUAAAUUUAUAUUACCUAGACUAAUCACUUGAUAGCGGUUCACAAACACUUGAUAAAGUAGUUUAGCUAUUUUUUUUAAGUGUUUAAGUAUUUUAUUUUAUUUUAUCGAAUUCAAAAGUUAUAAAAAUAAACAUGAUCAAGUAUUUGUAUAAAACGAGUGGAUUAACCAUGUGGUUCGUCAUAGUCAUCAUAGCUCUCCAGCAACAGUUCCAGGUCACCGGUCAGUUACUCGACACAGAGUUCCAACCAACAGUAACGGCGACGUGCAAAGAUGGCUAUAUGACAAUAAGAUUAAAUCUUAAUGACAGUUUUGUUGGAGCACUUCACGCGCGUGACUACAGAACUCCUCAAUGUAUGGUCGCUGGUAAUGGUACGAAACAAGCGACUCUUGGCAUUAAUCUUCUUGCUGUUCACGGUGCACCUGAUUAUUGCGGUGUUAUUGUUAACAAUAGUACGGAAGAAAGGUCAUUGCCAAUAGCCGUGAGAAUACACAAGACCCUUGAGCUAGCGGAUGACAAAUUUUAUGUGAUAACUUGCGGCAAAGCCGGAUUUAAAAAUGCCAAAAACGAAACAUCUUUGGUGUCACUGCGUCUCCUGGAUGCCGGUCGUCGCGUGCAAGAGGCAAUCUACGGUCACAACUACACGCUCCGUGCGGAAAUAUCGCGACCUGAUGGAAUGUACGGGAUCAGAGUAAAGUCGUGCUUCGCAUUCAACAAGCGAAACAGCAGCGUUCAGCUCAUCGACGAUCGCGGAUGUCCAGUUAAAAACCACGUCAUCACUAAAUUUAUUUACGACACAAACACUGGAAUCGCUGACGCAACUCUCUACUCGAUGUUCCGGUUCCCCGAGAGCCCGCAGGUUCACUUUCAGUGUGACAUCGCCGUCUGUCGGGGAAGCUGCGGAAUUCCAGUGUGCGAAGGCGAAGAUGAUGCAGGAGUAAAAGGCCCUCCCGGUUCAGUGCGUCCAAGUGUAUCAGGCGAAGAAGGAAUUUUGUUAGCCGGUACCAGCGUAUUCGUGCUGAACCCUGGCGAGACACCUGUUUUGCAGACUCUGUAUGAUGACGGGGCGGUGCAUCCACAAUGGCUGCUGUGGUUAGCCGUCGCAUUUGGUAUUCUCUUCCUCAUAAUGCUGAUCAUCAACAUACUCUUGUGCUCGGCGAUGACGUGCAGCUGCGCGAGAACGGACAUAAUUGAAAAGGAGCCGUCGAUUAUCGAGGACUACGAUCCCUAUCGCAGUUGGCCGGGAUCUCAGUAUGGCUCCAGAUACUCGCUGAACGGUAAACCCGGCGGUUAUCCGUCUGGAGGAUCGACUAUGAACUCAACGAGAUCGAUAUCAACAAACAGUGAUCACUAUGCCAUCGUCCAGUCACGCCCUGGCAGCAGGUACUCCGGCCCUGGACACAAGCAUCACCAUCAUCAUCAUCACAGAGGACCGCCGUCCAAUAUCGGAUCUCACUACUCUGCCAAGUGAUUUAUAUCGAGGCUACAGCACACUAUAUAUUAUUAUAAAUUAUAAAUAAAUAUAAAACUCACCGAGUCGUAGCAUCAUCGGUGAUUCUUAUUGAGAUCAGAGAUCACCGAGGAACACUCCCCGGAUAUGAUUACUAUGAUCGUGAUGAUGAUAAAUAUGUAACUGUUAUUACAUUGAUAACGAUAACAACUAACGCGUGACUAUAAUGAUAACAAUACCGCAUGUAUUACCUUUUUAAUUUUAAAUUUAAGAUUAUAAUUAAGUUGUUUAAUAGAAUCUUGUACAUACAUUU